Cygnus olor (mute swan) is the source of this 3504-nucleotide messenger RNA. RefSeq names its product signal transducer and activator of transcription 2 (gene STAT2). NCBI's taxonomy places the organism in Eukaryota, Metazoa, Chordata, Aves, Anseriformes, Anatidae. Gene Ontology annotation, molecular function: RNA polymerase II cis-regulatory region sequence-specific DNA binding; DNA-binding transcription factor activity, RNA polymerase II-specific. Gene Ontology annotation, biological process: cell surface receptor signaling pathway via JAK-STAT; regulation of cell population proliferation; type I interferon-mediated signaling pathway. The transcript is spliced from 22 exons. The record is from RefSeq and is a predicted model, not a curated record. The coding region runs from base 164 to 3460 and encodes 1098 amino acids.
UGACGUCAUUUCGGGGAAGCCGGCACCCCCGCAGGAACCCGCGUUCAGCCGGCUGGGAGGGGGGCGUGGCCGCGCCGCCGCGCUUCGCCAAUCGCGGCGCGGAGCGGGGAAGGGGCGUGGCCUGGGCGCCUUCCUGCCCCGGGAGUCGCGGAGAGCGCCCAGCAUGGCGCAGUGGCAGGAGGUGCAGAACCUGGCCAACACCCACCUGGAGCAGGUGCACCAGCUGUACGCCGCCGCCGCGCUGCCCAUGGCGGUGCGGCAGUGCCUGGCCGCCUGGAUCGAGGACCAGGACUGGCUGCAGGCGACGGAGCCGCUCUCGUCCCACGCCCGGAUGCUCUUCCACUCCUUGCUGGCGCUGCUGGACGAGCGCCUGGGCAGCCUGGGGCUGGGCGACGAGGACUUCAUGCUGAAGCACAACCUGCGCAAGGCGCGCCGGGACCUCCAGGCUGCUUUUGAGGAGUGCCCGGAGAGCUUCGCCAACCUGGUGGCCAACCUGCUGCAGGAGGAGCGGCGGAUCCUGCGCCUGGGGCAGGCGGGGGGGCAGGGGGAGGCCGCCCCGGCGCCCAGCACACCCCCAAAGAGUGACCGGGAGCAGGAGAUCCAGCGGCGCCUGGCUGAGUUCCACACAGCCCUGCAGGAGGCCGAGCGCACCUUCCGGCACCUGGAGGACCUGCAGGAUGCCUUUGACUUCUGCUACAAGGUGCACUACCUGCCAGGCCAGGACCAGACUAACGACCCAGAGUACAUCCGCCAGGUCCAAUCCCUCCAGGCCAAGCUGCAGAACCUGGACCGGCAGCGGCGGGAGGUGGUGGCGCAGAUGCAGCAGCUCCUGGGGCGCAGCGAGACCCUGCGGGACUUCCUGCAGCAGGAGCUGAAGGCCUGGCAGGAGCGGCAGCAGCGCAGCUGCCUGGGGGCCCCCGUGGACACCCGCCUGCACCAGCUGGAGGCCUGGUUCACGGCGCUGGGCGAGGGGCUCUUCCAGCUGCUGCAGCUGCUGCAGGCGCUGGGAGAGCUGCAGCAGAAGGUGACCUAUGAGCGGGACCCGCUGCAGGCAGAGACGCCCCUCCUGGAGACGCGGCUGCGGGAGCAGCUCACCUGCCUGCUGCAGAGCGCCUUCGUGGUGGAGCAGCAGCCCAGCAUGCCCAACACGCCCAAGCGGCCGCUGGUGCUGCGCACGGCCAGCAAGUUCUGCACCCGCGCCCGCCUGCUGGUCCGCCUGCACGACCGCAACCACCGCAUGGAGGCCACGAUCCACAUCGACAGGGACCCUCCGAAGACACGAGGGUUUCGCAAGUUCAACAUCCUGACUUCAAGCAGCAAAACCCUCCUGGCCGGGGACAGCCCCCGGGAGGGGCUGAUCUGCGACUUCCAGUACCUUACGCUGAAGGAGCAGAAGAUCAGCGGGUCAGGCAAGGGCAGCAAAGGCUCCAAUGAGGGUCCCCUGGCCGUGACAGAGGAGCUGCAUCUCAUCACCUUCACGCUGGCGUACGCGUACUGCGGGCUGGAGAUGCAGCUGGAGACCUCCACCCUGCCCUUCGUCAUCAUCUCCAACAGCAACAACCAGCUCUCCAGCGCCUGGGCCUCCAUCCUUUGGUUCAACAUGCUCAGCCCCAACCCCAAGGACCAGCAGUUCUUUGCCACGCCGCCCCCAGCGCCCUGGCCCCGGCUGGCCGAGGUGCUGAGCUGGCAGUUCGAGAGCGUGGCCGAGCGGGGCCUGAGCCGGGAGCAUCUCCACAUGCUGGCCGAGAAGCUCCUUGGCUCGAAGCCGUCUCCGGAGAGCGUCCUGUCCUGGUCCAAGUUCUCCAAGGACGGCGCCGCCGGCUUCUCCUUCUGGGCCUGGCUGGACGGGAUCCUGGGCCUGCUCCAGGAGCACCUCAAGAAGCUCUGGAAGGACGGCCUCAUCCUGGGCUUCGUGAGCCGCAAGCAAGAGAAGAAGCUGCUGAAGGGGAAGCGGACGGGGACGUUCCUGAUUCGCUUCAGCGAGAGCAUCCUGGGGGGGGUCACCUUCACCUGGGUGGAGCAUCCUGAGAGUGGGCGCCCUGCCUUCCGGGCCGUGGUUCCCUACACCACCGUCGAGCUGGCUUCCCUGGCGCUGCCCGACAUCAUCCGCGACUACCAGCUGCUGGCCGAGGAGAACAUCCCCGAGAACCCGCUCCUGUUCCUGUACCCCGACACCCCCCGUGACGAAGCCUUCAGUCCCUACUACAGCCAGCGGCAGGAGGGUGCGGCACCGUGCGGCGCGGCUCGGCGCAGUGCAGACGGAGCGCCCGCCGCCCCCUCCAAACUCUCCUCUCUGCCCCCAGGGAGCCUGACAGAGAAGAAGGAAUACCUGAACCAGCGCCUCAUCCGCGUGUCCUCCAGGCAGGCCAACGAGUCAUGGCAGACAGAAGAGGAGUUGGUAGUUGCCACAGAAAACCUGGAGACGCUGCAGCUGCAGCCCAGCGGGUUGGGAUCACUGCAACCCACCAGCCCCGGGACACUGCCGGUGGUGGCCGGGAGCCCAGGAACACUGCAGCCCGUGAGCCCAGGGACGCUGCAGGUGGUGGCUGGGAGCCCAGGGAUGCAGCAGCCCCUGGGACCAGGAACACUGCAGCCCGUGAGCCCAGGGGUGCUGCAGGUGGUGGCCGGGAGCCCGGGGACGCAACACCCCAGGGGACCAGGGAUGCUGCAGCCAGGGUCCCGGGGCCCAGAGACACCACCGCUGGUGCAAGUGGGCCCAGGGGGCUUGGAGAUGCUGCAGGCAAGGACCGGGGCGCAGGAGCCGCAGCUGGUGCUGCAGCUCAUCCCUGAGGGCCAGGGGACGCUGCAGGUGGGGCCAGGGGGCUUAGGGACGCUGCAGGUGCUGCCCGGGGGUACAGGGAUGCUGCAGCAAGGGGGUGCUGGGGACCGAGGGACGCAGCAAGUGGCAGCUGGGGCCAUGGAGCCACAGAUGCUGUUGCAGCUCAUCCCCAAGGGCCAGGGGAUGCUACAGGUGGGAGCAGGGGACUUGGGGACUCUGCAGGUGCUGCCCGGGGUGGUGGGGACGCUGCAGUCAGCGCCCAGGACCAUGGGGGUGCUGCAACAAGUGGGAGCUGGGGACCAGGGACUGCUGCAGCCAGGCCCUGGCACUGCGGAGCCACUGCCAGUCACAGAUGAUCAGGGGCUGCUGCCAGCGGGGCUGGGGGACCUGGGGCCGGUGCUUCAGGGCCAGGACAUGCAGGAGCUGCUGCAGUUCCUGGAGCAAGACCUGGAGCCGGGCACGGGGACACUGGAGACGCUGGAGGCAGCGGAGCUGAUGCCUAACAUGGACAGCGGGCUGGGGCAGAUGGACGCCAGGUUGGGGGGCAGUGCUGCGCUCCUGGACCCCCGCGACCCCUUCCUGCCACAGCCCGAGGACACAGCCCUGCCUGCCACCAGCUCCCUCUUCACCGUGGACACCGACUUUCCCCCGCUCCACAUCGAUGCCAGUGAUUUCCAGUGACUUGCCCCCCCCAGCUCCCCCUGUAAAUAAACCCUUUUCCCCCC